Trichoderma asperellum CBS 433.97 is the source of this 1452-nucleotide messenger RNA. RefSeq lists its product as uncharacterized. Gene Ontology annotation, cellular component: ESCRT III complex; multivesicular body. Gene Ontology annotation, biological process: protein transport; endosome transport via multivesicular body sorting pathway; late endosome to vacuole transport. The record is from RefSeq and is a predicted model, not a curated record. Lineage: Eukaryota; Fungi; Ascomycota; Sordariomycetes; Hypocreales; Hypocreaceae.
CCUCAUAUGCCCUAGCGGUGUCGAUGGCAUCUCUUUCCGGCCAUGGCCAGCCUGCGCUGGGAUAUUUCAUCUUCUCUUCCGGGCCUCAGCAGCCAUCGCAGAGCCCGCAGCGGGGUAAAAUAGAGUACAAGGCGCUGCAGAACGCAAGGCUCUGAGGGCUGCCUAGCCACUGCGAAAGCCACACUGUGGCUGGCACCAGCCCGCAUUACGAGUCAACCGCUAUCCGCCUUGGCCCAGUGACAAUUCAACUCAGCCUUGGACCUUUUCGCUGCGAUAGACAAUCCUCACCAACCCUCGCAUAUCUCGCCGCAGCCCCGACUCCACCAGCGCCGUCCUUGUGCUUCGCCCUACGGCUCGGCGCAGGCUUUCGAAUGAGAUAGGCAGCCAGUUUUGCGACUUUGUUCAGCAUUGGGCCACGAGCCCUCGCACUCAGCCAUCCCGCAUUGUCGUCGUCUUCUAGCCCCAUCUGUUUGAAAGUGAUUGGCGCCGACAAUGGAGACUUUCAAAUCCCUUUUCGCAAAGCCGGAUCCCCAGCAGCAGAUGCGAAAAUGUAAUCAGCUGAUCCGCUCCAACGUCCGAAAGCUCGAUCGCGAUAUCGCUCAGCUCAAGCAGGUCGAGAUCAAAACCAAGAACCUAAUCAUACAAGCGGACAAGCGUGCCCAGCGAGAGCCUUCAAGGGCCAAGCAGGCGCAGAAGGAUAUUCGAACUUUUGCGGGCGAGCUUGUGCGUACGCGGAAGGCGUCGGCGAGGCUUGUCACGACAAAAGCGACGCUCAACUCGGUACAAAUGCAGGUCAGCGAGGCUUUUGCCGUCCGGAAGAUCGAGGGCUCCAUCCGGGCCAGUGUCGGUAUCAUGAAGGACGUCAAUUCACUCAUCCGAUUGCCCGUGCUAUCUGAGACGAUGCGUGAGCUUAGUGUCGAAUUGAUGAAGGCGGGCAUCAUUGAGGAGAUGAUUGACGAGACAUUGCCCGAGGACAUGGACAUGCUAGAAGAUGAAGAAGCAGAGGGCGAGAUUGACAAGGUCCUGGGAGAGGUCCUCAAGGACAAGAAAGAGACGGCUCUGCCUACCACACCGCUCCCCGAACCGGAGAAGCCGGUUGCGGAGGAAGAAGAGGACGAGGAAGACGCCGAGGCAAUGAUGGAUCAGAUGAGAAAUCGAUUAGAUGCUUUGCGCAGCUAGAGUGGGAACAAGUCGUUGACAUCCCGCAUACUUUGGAUUAAAGGCAGCGGUGUUUUGGCGUCUGGUUUUCUGGGGCAGUGCUUGACGCGCAUGUACAUACAUAAUUCUCCGGGAGGAAGGAAAGGGAACCGUUCUGCUCCAUUUUCCAUUUUCAUAUAGGUAUACACUUUCUGAGCGACAUGGUAUUGGCAGGUCUGUUCAUUCUAGGGUAGAGAGCCAUGUGACUCCCUUUACUGCUCCAAUCUAGAUCUCUCUUAUUUAUUGUCUCCAUUU